Messenger RNA from Wallemia ichthyophaga EXF-994, 4947 nucleotides. Its product is annotated as Calcium-transporting ATPase 1. Gene Ontology annotation, cellular component: cytoplasm; Golgi membrane; endoplasmic reticulum. The coding region runs from base 1 to 4947 and encodes 1648 amino acids. The transcript has 6 exons. NCBI's taxonomy places the organism in Eukaryota, Fungi, Basidiomycota, Wallemiomycetes, Wallemiales, Wallemiaceae. Gene Ontology annotation, biological process: calcium ion transmembrane transport; intracellular calcium ion homeostasis; arginyl-tRNA aminoacylation. Gene Ontology annotation, molecular function: ATP binding; ATP hydrolysis activity; arginine-tRNA ligase activity. The record is from RefSeq and is a predicted model, not a curated record.
AUGUCCACACAACUACCUUUUAUCCCAAACACUGAGCCAGAGCGCUGUAUCCUUGACAGCUACAAAGCAGCCUGUGCGGUUGAGCUGAACAAGUCGCUCGAUUUGCCUUUAGAAAAGGCCUAUGAAGGUGUACACGUUGGCUCAAAGAAUGGUGACUUCCAUAUUGCUCUUCCUCGCUUUAGACUGCCUGGUGACGUUAAAGAGCACGCUCAGAAGGUACAUGACAACUUUAAGCCUAACGAGUACAUUGAAAAGUGCACCGUUAAGCAGGGCUUUGUCACGUUUCAAGCUACCACUCAAAACUUUAUUAGAAAUGUCUUGGACCAGAUUCACUACAUGUCCAACAAAUCCCCAUCAGGAAAGCCAGAGUAUGGUACUUCAACCAUUUCUGGUCAGGGCAAGCACGUCAUUAUUGAGUUCAGCUCUCCAAACAUCGCUAAGCCUUUCCACGCAGGCCACUUGCGUUCAACUAUUAUCGGUGCCUUCUUGGCCAACUUAUAUGAAGCCUGUGGAUGGAAGGUUACUCGUAUGAACUACUUGGGUGAUUGGGGAAAGCAAUUCGGUCUUCUGGGUGUUGGUUUUGAGCGUUAUGGUAGCCAGGAGAAGCUCAAGGUUGACCCGAUCGGUCAUUUGUUUGAAGUGUAUGUGCGUGUCAAUAAUGAGGCAAAGGAGGAGGACGAGAAGCUUGGUAAGAAGAGUCAAGAUAUUGAAGAGGGUGGUGAUGAGCAAGACUCAGCUCCGAUAGAAGCAGGUAACACCAUCAACGACCAAGCCAGACGCUUCUUUAAACGUAUGGAAGAUGGCGAGGAAGGUCCCCUUUCUCUCUGGAAGCAAUUUAGAGAUCUUUCCAUUGAAAAGUACAAGGAUACCUACGCACGCCUUAACAUCCACUUCGACGUUUACUCCGGUGAAUCUCAAAUUUCCCAAGAAAACCAAAACAAGGCCAUUGAUGUGUUGCAUGAGAAGGGUCUCAUCAAGCAAUCAGGUCAGUCGCAAAUUAUCGACCUCGAAGAGUAUAAGCUUGGUAAGGCUGUCGUUAAGAAAAUGGACGGUACAACACUCUAUUUGACGCGUGAUUUCGCUGCAGCUGCUGAGCGUCAUGAAAAUUACCACUUUGACAAGAUGAUCUAUGUUAUUGCUUCUCAACAAGAUCUUCACACUGCGCAAUUGUUCAAGGCAAUGGACUUGAUUGGGUAUGACUGGGCCAAGAACCUUCUUCACAUUAACUUUGGUAUGGUUAUGGGUAUGUCUACUCGUAAAGGAACUGCAGUCUUCCUCGAUCAGAUCCUCAACGAAGCUAAGAGUGUUAUGCUUGAUGUGAUGAAGAAGGAUUCUAUGAACAAGUACGAUCAACUUGAAAAUCCAGAAUGGACUGCUGAUACACUCGGUUUGAGUGCUGUUAAGAUACAGGACAUGGCUGGCCGUAGAAUCAUGAACUACAAGUUUGCAUGGGACCGUAUGACUUCAUUUGAAGGUGACACAGGACCAUACCUCCAAUACGCUCACGUCAGAAUGUCAUCCAUUCAACGUAAAGUUGCUGACGAAACUGUGCUUCCUGAAGAUCCAACCAAGGAUGUUGACACCAAGCUUCUCACUGAACCAAAAGCCAGAGAGCUAGUUUAUCUGUUAUCACAGUACCCAGAUGUCGUCAAGAAUGCCCUCAAGACACAUGAGCCAAAUAACAUUGUCUCAUAUGCUUUUCAACUAACCCAUGUUGUAUCUAGCUUGCUUGAAAUGUUGAAGGUUAAAGGACAAGAAAAGAAACUGGCAGAAGCCCGUUUGUACUUGUUCAUGAGUGCCAGAGACGUUCUUGGCAGUGCGAUGCGCUUACUCACUUUGACGCCAUUAGAGAAGAUAGAUCGGAAGCGCACAAACUCAGGCUCAAGCGAUCAAAAGCCCGUGAAGCCAGUUGGAAGCACAUCUUCAACGCUCUAUAACAACCAACCAGAAGGUUUGAAGAGCUAUCAUCCAUCUCUGGUACCCCCAACAGCUGAAGAGGCUGCUAGAUUAGCACACCAGACUCCCCCUCACACAUCUCCCACAACCGUCGCAGACGCUGAAGGCUUGUACACGUACUCUACCAGUUUCAGGAAGGCAUCUCUUGAAGCUAACGCCCGCAAACCAUCUCUCCCUCAUUUGAAGCCUUCAGAGCUUCCAAGCCCAUUCGAUUCAGCUGCCGCAGAGAAGAAAGAAGACGACGAUAGAAGAAAGGCUAUGACACAUUCUCUUGAGUCGGAUCCUGCUCACACGUCAACGCCGUCAGCACAGUACGCAAAGCUAUCAGUCGAUCAAACCAUCGCUCGAUUAAACACAAACCCUAAAGACGGAUUGAGCUCUGCCGACGUGAAAGAAUUGCGCCCUAGAUACGGUUUUAAUGAAUUCUCGGUUGAAGCAGGUGACAGCUUAUUCAAAAAGUUCUUCGAGCAGAUUUACGAAAGUCCGCUGAUCCUUCUCUUACUCGGUUCGGCCGUUGUCUCAGCUUUGGUUGGUAACGUAGACGAUUCAAUUAGUAUAUCUCUUGCAGUAAUUAUCGUUUUGACUGUUCAAUUCGUCCAAGAAACGCGCUCAGAGAAGUCUUUGCAAGCAUUAAACAAGCUCGUUCCACACUACUGUCACUUGGUCAGAGGUGGCCAAAACUCAUCACCGCUCGCCAACGACCUUAUUCCAGGCGAUGUCGUUACUUUCUCAACUGGCGACCGUAUCCCUGCAGACGUUCGCAUUAUUGAGGCAGUUGACCUUGAGAUCGACGAGAGCAACCUCACAGGUGAAACCAAACCAACGAAGAAAACCACUGAGCAAUCUGAUUUGUUGAACGUCGGUGUUAGUGACCGCAAAUGUAUCGCACAUAUGGGAACCCUCGUUAGAAGUGGUCACGGUAGAGGUUUGGUUGUUGGUACUGGCUCCGAGACUGAAUUUGGUGUUGUCUUUACUAUGAUGCAGGACGUUGAAGAGCGCCGCACACCUCUUCAAUACUCAAUGGACGAACUCGCUAAGCAGCUCUCUAUCAUCUCCUUUGCUGUUAUCGGUGUUAUAUUCCUGAUCGGUAUUAUUCAAUCACGCAGCUGGCUCGAAAUGUUCACAAUAGGUGUUUCUCUCGCUGUCGCAGCUAUUCCAGAAGGUCUUCCAGUUGUCACUACUGUCACUCUCGCACUCGGUGUUCUCCGUAUGAGCAAGCGCAAGGCCAUUGUCAAGAAGCUCCCAUCUGUCGAGUCACUUGGCUCUGUUAGCGUUAUUUGUUCAGAUAAGACAGGUACCCUCACAAAAAAUAUUAUGACUGUCACCAAAGCAUUCACAGUUCCAGAUGGUCCUAUUUCUAUAGACGGCAAGCUCGAUAAAAUCAGCCCAGCCCUCGAACGUACACUACUUAUUGGAAACAUUUGUAACAACGCAAGGAAGGAUGAGCACGGUAAGAAUGUUGGACAACCUACUGAUGUAGCCCUUGUCGAUGUUAUUGAAGGGCAAGGUACAAAUGAUAAACGUACGUCAUUUGUACGCCGUCAUGAACAAGCAUUCUCGUCAGAGUCCAAGGUUCAAUUAGUCACCGGUACACUUGCUAGCGAUGCUGAGGGCAAACCACAAGAGUGCAACUACCUUAAAGGAGCAUUGGAGAGAGUCUUGGAGCGUUGCGACAGCUACUUGACAGCAUCUGGUCAUCACACCGUCCGUCUCGACGAUUCUACUCGCCAGCUCAUCCUCUCAAGGGGUAAUGAAUGUGGUGACAAAGGAUUGAGAAAUAUUGGUAUGGCAUACAGAAUCAGCAGCAACAUUUCAGAUUUCACUAGUGGUUUCAUAUUUACAGGUUUUCAAGGUAUGAAGGAUCCACCAAGACCUGGCGUGGCUGCUUCCAUCGCUUCAUUGCAAAGAGCAGGUGUUCACGUUGUUAUGAUUACCGGUGACGCUGAGCGUACUGCACUUGCUAUUGCUAGAGAGUUGGGCCUCUGUGUCAGACCAGCAUCACCAAGCACCAACUCACGCAGAGAUACGAGCGAGUGUCUCACUGGUUUGGAGCUGGAUAACAUGUCAGAGAGAGAGCUGAUGGAGCGUAUUAACAGUGUUAGUGUAUUUGCUAGAACCUCACCAAAGCAUAAGAUGAGAAUUAUCGGAGUACUACAGAAGCUUGAGAAAGUCGUUGCGAUGACGGGUGAUGGUGUUAAUGAUGCACCUGCUCUCAAGAUGGCUGAUAUUGGUGUUAGUAUGGGUAAAGGUGGUACAGACGUGGCCAAAGAGGCUGCUGAUUGUAUUCUCGUCGACGACAACUUUGCAACGCUUUUGCCAGCUGUUGAAGAAGGAAAGAGUAUUUUCUACAACAUACAAAAUUUCCUCAGCUUCCAGCUUUCUACUGCCGUCGCUGCACUCAGCUUGAUCACUAUUUCCACAGCACUACGCAUGCGCAACCCACUCAAUGCCAUGCAGAUUCUCUUCAUCAACGUAAUCAUGGAUGGACCACCAUCACAGUCACUUGGUGUAGAUCCAGUGAACAAGACGGUCAUGAAGCGUCCACCUCGUCCAAAGAAUGCGUCAGUCAUUACCAACAGGCUCCUAACAAGAGUACUUUUCUCUGCUUCAAUAAUUAUCACUGGUGUUCUUUUCAUCUAUGCUUACGAAAUUGGAGACGGAUUUUCAACUCGCGACCAGACAAUGACUUUCACCGCGUUCGUUGUUUUGGACUUGGCCAGUGCGCUUCAAAACAGGGGAGUUACAUGUGGAUUCGGCGACAACAAGAUGUUGCUUAUAACUGUGGCAGUUUCAUUCCUUGCGCAGAUGUGCUUUGUCUACAUCCCUACGCUUCAAGCUGUGUUCCAAACGGAAGCACUUGCGUUGAGAGAUAUGGGUGUGCUUAGCUCACUCGUCCUCUUCUCUAUCGGAUUACACGAGAUCAGAAGACGUUGGGAGAGAGAGCAAGAGAGGAAGGACGCGCUGUUCUCAUUCUCGAAUGACGACGUGUAG